Messenger RNA from Chondrus crispus (carragheen), 3325 nucleotides. RefSeq names its product Sel1-repeat containing protein. The record is from RefSeq and is a predicted model, not a curated record. The transcript is spliced from 2 exons. Lineage: Eukaryota; Rhodophyta; Florideophyceae; Gigartinales; Gigartinaceae. Gene Ontology annotation, molecular function: protein binding. The coding region runs from base 1 to 1917 and encodes 638 amino acids.
AUGAACGCCACACGUAAUUCGACAUUACCCGCCAGUCUUGUUCUCAGUGCAGAGCGUCAAAGAGACAAUGGCACACCGUCGUCGAGGAGUGAAAACAUUCUACGUGAGCAGAUAGACGGAGGAGUCAUCUCCGCGGAGGACCUUGUGGAUGGAGACAGUGUUCUGUUGAGACCUCAUUUGAACCGCAUCCCAUACGUUGAUAUCAAUCUGAAGCCUACGCUCAAUGAGUUUGCCAUGCGUCAGGUAACUCUCGCCCUAAAAUUUCAGAGCGAAGCAGAACAAGACAAAAACAUCGACACCUCAUUUCAAAGUCGGCAUCGUUGCACUGCUCUUCGUCUUUUCCGAAGUGCAUUACGGAAGAGAUGUUAUGGAUCAACUAUAUACAGUCUAGAAGGUCUUGGGAAUGUCUACAGUCGCAGCUCUAAGGCAGCAUCGAAUGAACCAGCAGCGAGGGCGUUCAAGUUCUGUGCAGUAGUUCUUCGGAACCCUCUCGAGAGUUAUCGUAUAUGGCUCCAAAUCCUGAUGGAAAAGGCUCGUCUGCGGUAUGAGAAUCGACCGGAAGCUGUCAUCGCUCAAAUGGUUGCAACUCCAAGUCCCUGGUCACUGAUGCAAUUCUUUCUUUUUAAGGUGCCUAUCGAAGCGAUGUUUCAUCUCGGUCUUUUGCUGGAAGAAGGUGCCGAGGGAGUGAAGCGAGACCCAGUACGAGCUGUAAAGCUAUACGAGCGGGCGAUCGCGGAGCGUGGUGACAUCGAAGCGAUGUUUCAUCUCGGUAAUUUGCUGCGAAAAGGUGCUGAUGGAGUAGAGCGAGACGCGGUACGAGCCAUAAAGCUGUAUGAGGGCGCCAUCGAAAAGGGUAACAUCGACGCGAUUGUUAAUCUUGGAUAUUUGCUGCAGAAUGGUGCCGAUGGAGUGGAGCGAGACGCGUUACGAGCUAUGGAGCUUUAUGACAGCGCCAUCGAGAAGGGUGACGACGUCCUCGCGAUGAAUAAUCUUGGUCUUUUGCUGCAAGGAGGUGCCGAAGGAGUGAAGCGAGACGCGGUACGAGCUAUGGAGCUUUAUGAGAGCGCCAUCGAGAAGGGUGACAACGUCCUCGCAAUGAAUAAUCUUGGUAAUUUGCUGAAAGAAGGUGGCGAGGGAGUGGAGCGAGACGCGGUACGAGCUAUGGAGCUUUAUGAAAGCGCCAUCGAGAAGGGUGACAACGUCUUUGCGAUGUUUAAUCUCGGUCUUUUGCUGCAAGAAGGUGCGAAAGGAGUGGAGCGAGACGCGAUACGAGCUAUGGAGCUUUAUGAGAGCGCCAUCGAGAAGGGUGACAACGUCCUCGCGAUGAAUAAUCUUGGUAAUUUGCUGAAAGAAGGUGGCGAGGGAGUGGAGCGAGACGCAAUUCGAGCUAUGAAGCUUUAUGAGAGGGCCAUCGAGAAGGGUGACGACGACUGUGCGAUGUUUAAUCUCGGUCUUUUGCUGCAAGAAGGUGCGAAGGGAGUGGAGCGAGACGCGAUACGAGCUAGGGAGCUUUAUGAAAGCGCCAUCGAGAAGGGUAACAUCGACGCGAUGGUUUGUCUCGGUAAUUUGCUGCGAAAAGGUGGCGAGGGAGUAGAGCGGGACGCGGUACGAGCUAUGGAGCUUUAUGAGAGCGCCAUCGAGAAGGGUGACAACGUCCUUGCAAUGAAAAAUCUUGAUGUUUUGCUGCAAAUAGGUGCGGAGGGAGUGAAGCGAGACGCGGUACGAGCUCGGGAGCUUUAUGAGAGGGCCAUCGAGAAGGGUGACAACGUCCUCGCAAUGAAAAAUCUUGGUUAUUUGCUGCAAGAAGGUGCGGAGGGAGUGGAGGGAGACGCGGUACGAGCUAUGGAACUUUAUGAAAGCGCCAUCGAGAAGGGUGACAACGUCCUCGCCAUGAAGAAACUUGGUUAUUUGGUCUGAAAAGGUGUGCCAACGGAGUGAAGAGUAAGGCCGUACGAGCGGUGGAGUUGCCAUGACACAAGUAUUGGAACUCCUCCUAAGUCGGAUGCAAGUCUUUCUUCGGAAGGUUCCUCAUAUUUCAAUAUCCCACGAUACUGGAAGGUGUCUUGGGAUGUUCCCGCAGGCCCUUCUCGAGAAGGAAUGCAUGUGCAACCGAGCCGCCGCCCUCAUCAAUACUGAAAAUAAAGGCAACUGGCAGACUUAUCCGUUUCAGGAAUCCGACCUCCACCGUAAUUAGAAAGAAAGAUCCUGUCAUUCAAAAUGGCACCGAAAAGAAGGCCAGUAAGAUAGAGCUCCCCUGUUGUUACCAAUGCCGACCCUGUGCUCAUCGUGGACACUCAUCCGUGUGUUACCCGCGCUCCGCAUUAAGUGCAUGCAGAGUGGCAACUUUCCUUCGCGGCCAACGUGUUCGAUGCGGCAAGCGCCUGGACGUGGCACGACUCAACGCGCUUAUGCCGAACUUUUCUGCCAUCUGAAGAGUUGCUCAAUUUCGCCAUCUCAAGCAUAUCAAAGAUAAGCAGGCGAAAGACUGGAAAUGACUGCCUGCUGGUAUACCUUGUUCUGCACUACGAGCGAGCGUUGAACCAGGUUCCCGUAGGACCGCGGAAGAAUUAGAAAAUAAGAAUCCGCAGACACAUUGAAGAGGGUGCCAACAGCGAUUCUACCAGUUUGAAAACCUUUAACACCACCUCAUCGCAACACGGCGAUAUGCAGAAGGUCGGAGAGCGUGGUGCGACAGUCCCUAGAUUUGACAAAUCCGAAGAAUGGACCAUUCCUGCCCUCCGCUUUUUCAUGCCCCAUCAUCGCCGGCAAGAUAUUUUUCCGUCUGCGCAAUCGACGUCGGUUCCCUCUUCCAUUCGGGACUUGAAAAUGAAGAGCUACCCACUCACACAUGACCAAAUCUGCCAACGCGAAAGUCGAAAGACCCGUAGCGCAGUGUGCAAUAUAUUUACUAGGCUAUGUGUGUUUUUCCAGCUCUGUUGGUCUGCGAUGGAAGACAUGCACGAUCUGAAGAGUGAUUCUCACCCGUCUGGCUGUAAUCGCACAUUAUCAUUGUUGGUAAAAGGUGACUGAGGAGGUUUGCAUCAGAAGAUUGAUAGUUGUUCAAUGCAGCCUCAGAAAAAUGGUGCGAUCCUUACCAUAGUCCUUGUAAUCUUGAAUAAGGGAGCAGAGUGAACGUGUGGGGUGAGAACCAGGGUUGCUCGGACAUGUACGUAAAAUUUUGCAUGUCCGGAAGGUCAGGCCAGGCAGUCCCAAACGGAGCCCAGUAAGAAGGGGCAAGGGGUCAUGUCACCCCACUUUUUUUAAUUGAUAAGCUACCCUUCGAAAGGUACAGUGCGCGAAACUGCAAUAAAUACACCCAUCGAGG